Molecule: messenger RNA, 1005 nt
Organism: Fomitiporia mediterranea MF3/22
Lineage: Eukaryota; Fungi; Basidiomycota; Agaricomycetes; Hymenochaetales; Hymenochaetaceae
Exons: 4
Coding region: 1-906 (301 amino acids)
Molecular function (GO): protein binding
Source: RefSeq, a predicted model, not a curated record
AUGGCCUCCUCUGGAACACCUUCAAACGUAGAAAAACCCUUCCAUACCGACUUCUGUUCAUCAACGGCUGAUUUUGUUGUCCGUUCGUGUGAUGGCGUUCGGUUUAAAUGUCACCGUUUAUUCCUGCAAGAGUCCUCACCUGUGUUCAGGACAAUGCUCACGCUCCCCCAGCCUGGCACAAGCACACCUCCGGACGCAACGUCCCGACCACCAUCCAUAGACCUGCCAGAAGACACUAAAACACUCGAAGUCCUCCUCAGAAUCAUCUACCCAAUCCAACAACCAACCAUUGACUCCAUCUCUCUCCUCGUAAAAUCCUUCCUGGCAGCAGAGAAAUACGACAUGCAAGGUGUCAUCUCCACCCUCCGCCUUCAUCUUCGCGACGACAAGUUCCUAAUAAACCACCCCGUACACGUCUUUGCGCUCGCUUGUCAUUUCCAAUUCAUUGCUGAAGCGAAGGCGGCUUCGAGAGCGACACUUGCUGCGAACAUACAUAUUCAUGACCCGGCGAAUAUUGAGGUGUUUGAGCAGACUGGGUUUAAGAUUACGGACCUUAUGUCGUUACAAUCGUUGCGACAUAAACGUAUUGAUGGGAUGCGGGAGUUCCUUGACGGAGAUGGGUUUGAGGGCAACGCACCCGACUUCAGUUGUGUCUCCUGUGCAAAGCCUCUACAAGAUCCAACCUGGUCAUUACUCAAAGCAAGCAUCCUAAAAGAACUCUACUGGAGACCGCUAGGAGACACUAUAUUCGGACCAGACUUCCUAAAGUCGAACGCCGUCCAGUUCUUCAUCAACUCCAAAUGCGAAGAAUGUCAUGAGAGGCUCAUAUACGAGAAGGGUAAAACUCUUGCCAUGAUCUCGGAAUAUCUAAAAUCUUUACCUGAAUCUAUCGAUAUUAGCAAAUAGGGUUUUGCAUUUUUUUGGCAUACCUCGUCUCAUCUUCGCUAUUUUGUAUCAUAGGAAACUGUACAAUGUCCAUAUCACGCACUUACUCAACUAUGAACC